AUGAUGGUCUCUGCUCCGGUCCAACUGCUGUGGCUUCAUACAAUCCUGUCCGGCACCCUUUCGUCACUGAGUGCUUCGAUAAGAUAUCUUCGCUCCAUCACAUUUAUGCAGUGGCUUCAAUUUAUCGUUACCAUCUUGUCGUUUUGUCUUAUCGAAGAGACCAUGGAGGUAGCUAUCAAUGACAGCCUUCAAUCGUCUAUAGGCAACCAGAACCUCAGUGGUGACCUAGAAACAAAGGAAGCUAGGUCAGUGGGCCGAAUCAUUAUGGUUCACUAUGCUGUAUCCAAAGCUGUGAAGCUCCUGUUAUGGGUUCCAGCUACUGUUGCGGCUGUACAAGCGGCUCCUGAUAUACACAGAGGGGACCCUGGUCAAAUCACACAUGGGUUCUAUGCCAGCAUGGUCGAAUGUAUGAAGUCGAUACCACUGUCGCUAUGGUACAGGUGCGGUAUCUACUACAGUGUUGCGGCGGCUAUUGGGGUCUUGUCCAAGGUAGUUGACGCUAUAUUCGUCGUGAACGUCACAUUAGGCAAAUAUGUUGAAGAAUCCUCACACCUUGGGGAGACUACUUUGUUGCCAUGA
This is a messenger RNA of Fusarium poae, 579 nucleotides long. RefSeq lists its product as uncharacterized. NCBI's taxonomy places the organism in Eukaryota, Fungi, Ascomycota, Sordariomycetes, Hypocreales, Nectriaceae. The transcript has a single exon. The record is from RefSeq and is a predicted model, not a curated record. The coding region runs from base 1 to 579 and encodes 192 amino acids.